Molecule: messenger RNA, 1178 nt
Organism: Papilio polytes (common Mormon)
Lineage: Eukaryota; Metazoa; Arthropoda; Insecta; Lepidoptera; Papilionidae
Exons: 6
Coding region: 193-720 (175 amino acids)
Source: RefSeq, a predicted model, not a curated record
UCGUUUGUUUGUUGUGAUUUUUAGUUACAAAUUGUGUUUUUCAGCUGAUAUAGCUCGAUUGGAGACGUUACUGUCUAAUAAAGUCCUUUAAUGCUUGUUUCCACGUUCUAAAUCUACACUUAAAGUCUAUGACGCUUGUUAAUCGUUCAGCUCAUUUUAUGUUUAUGCAAAGUUUCUGUGAGUCAGUUUAUAAUGGAGGAACUAACUAAAUGUUUAAAAUUCGAGAGUCCACAUUUUCCUAUGGCUAAAAAAUGUUGUUGCUGUGUUCCAUUACGUCGUGGCCUUCUGAUAUGCAGUUACAGCAAUCUGGUAUUCACGCUGCUAUCGUUUCCGAUCCUCAUAUUUAUGUUGGUGGAAUCAAAAACGACUGGCGAGAUCACUGUCACUUCACUGACGUUGGAGCCUCAUUAUCAUCUGCCAAUCACAAUAGCCCUGAAUGUAAUUGACGUACUGUUAACUAUUAUUCUGUUGGUUGGCGUACAUAAGAAAAAAAGAGAUCUUCUAAAGAUUUGUUUCUACGCGGGAAUGGUCUACGUUUUGUUGACUUUAGUGGUCGACCUUACUUUCUUCGAUUUUAACAAUUAUGCGGAGAAUAUCAGCUACGUAUGCGUUACAGUGUACAAUAUAUAUUUGUUGUAUUUGGUAUACAACACAGUGUAUGUACUACAGCAAGAGGCGUUAGUGCAAUACGUGACUUAUCACGAACAGCCGCUUCUGUAGCAAGCAUUACAAUUAAAAGAUUUGACAGAUGACGUCACAAUAUGGCGCAAAACGCACGUUUUAAAUUUGGAACGCAUUUUUUAAUAACAAAUAUCAUUCAAGAUUUGUUAAUGAAUGAUAUCAUAUAACACCUUCACUUCAACAAUCACAGAAAAGAAGAAUUGGUAACAAAAGAUGGCAAAAUGUUCUUCCCACGACUCUCGCUUCUGAGGACAAGUUUCUUUUGUCAAUAGUUACAUCGGACAUCACUAGAGCUGCGAGAUUUUUAAACGCCAAAAACUAAAAGAGUAAAUAAAAAUUAGUUUCAAAGUAAACAUUAUGUAAUAACAAAGGGACCGUUCUUAUAAGAGUUUUGUAACUUGUACUUAUUUUUACUUGACUUUAAAAAAGAAGCGAUUCUAAAUGUAUUUUUUUCACCUUUUUUGUCAAGCAACAAUUUAGUAUGUAUAAGAAAUUAA